This is a messenger RNA of Biomphalaria glabrata, 1920 nucleotides long. RefSeq names its product kinase D-interacting substrate of 220 kDa B-like. The record is from RefSeq and is a predicted model, not a curated record. The transcript is spliced from 2 exons. Gene Ontology annotation, molecular function: protein binding. NCBI's taxonomy places the organism in Eukaryota, Metazoa, Mollusca, Gastropoda, Planorbidae. Bases 165 to 1055 code for a protein of 296 amino acids.
UUAACCCGUGACACUGUUGAUGUACUCAGUCAUUCCAUUACGUACUAUACCAUUGUGAUAGUGGCAUUGAGCUUGUUAUUUAUAAUAUUUAAAACAACUCUCGCUAUGUCAACAAGGCUGUCGGCGGCAAGAGAUAGAAUCGACAACAUUUUAUAGCAAGGAAAAUGAAAGAGUUAUUGGAACAUUAUGAAUAUCUUGUAAAUGAAGUAUUCAGGUCCGCUAGAACAGAAAACGACAUCAUAGACAUUUCAAACAUUAAUCUAAGCGACUAUCGUGGCAAUACACCACUUAUACUCGCUGCAAAGAGUCGAGAUUUCAACGCAGUAAAGCGGCUCCUCGAACAUGGGGCUAGCCUGAAUUGUUCGAAUGGAGAUGGUUCAACAGCUUUAUCUUAUUCAUAUCGCAGCAUUCCAUGUCUUCAAAUUCUCGUGAGAUACGGCGCUGACUAUUCCUGUAAGCAUGGACGUAAUGCUUUGAAGCUGGCAGUACAAAAUGAUCUUUUCGAUGAAAUAAACUCUGGAAAUAAAAUUUUAUUCGAGAAAAGGGGAUUUCAUUUUGACACAGCUCUUAUAGUGGCUUCCAAAAGCCCUGAAGAUAAGUUGCUUCUUGAAACACUAAUCAAGAAAUGUGAUGGCCUGUGUCUCAAAGUGUCUCUGCUGAGAGCGAAUUCUAUUGAGCUAGUCAAGAGUCUGAUAUCCGCUGGGGUAGAUAUAAAUGAGUCCAACGAUCGAGGCCACACUCUAUUGCACAGAGCAGUAUUAAAUAACAAUGUUCAGUUAGCCCAAUUCGCCGUGUCCGCUAAAGUAAAUAUCGAAGCCACUGACGUGGAAGGAUACACAGCUUUUUUGUUAGCAGUAACAAGGUCCACUGUGAUGAUGGAGUACCUCAUGUCGUGUGGGGCCAAUACGCUGUGUGCUAAUAAGAAUGGAGACACUGCGCUCUCUAGAGCCCUCAGGUUUGGUACCAUACGUGCCAUUCACCUUCUGUCAAAGAAAGAUUUAGAAUCAAGAGACGAACUAAAUGUGGAAGACGCUCUUCACAAUGAAGAUAAUUAAUAUCUAGUUACAAAGCUUAUGUUAACCCCUGACUGUCCGUCUGGUUUUACACGUUAUUUCUCCCUAACCCAUUCUAGGAUCAAGUUGACAUAUUGCACAUGAGAUAAAAAAAAAUAGAACGAAUAAGUUAAUUAGCUUUUGGUAAUUAAUUAUUUUGUUUAGUAUCAAACUGUAGUAGAAAGUGUUCUAGGCAAAUGUUGUGGCAUUAGUGUUGAAUUAAUCGCGGCUUGAAGGUUUGAAACUAACAACAGAUAACUAUUAAACCUUCUAUUUUCAUAAGCACUUCGCUGGCAAAGUUGUUAGUGUAUCAGCUUGACGAGGCUUACACCCUCGGGUUCAAAGGCAAGUCGUGCAAUUUCUUUUUUUUUUUAUUUACAUUUAUAAAAUGCUUUUGAAAAGCGAUCACGAUAACAAUCACAUCUUUCCCCUUUCCCAACUGGUCCAGACAAGCCAUAGAAUGAUAGAGCAUUGAAAAAGAUAAAAUCAUGACAUUGUUAAACAAAAGCGAUUGGUAAAAAUAACUGAAAGGACAAUUUUAUCAUUGUUUUGGCUCGUAGACCCCUUGUCAUGUUUUCCAGGAUUCGGUAGACCCCCUGGUUAGCUAAUAUUGCUGAAUUAAUUUUUUUCUGAUUUAUGAACUUCCAAUGUGUUUUUUUUUUCAACGAUGUCUAAUGGACAUUAGGAAUUAGGUGGCCACAUGCAUGGGCGUAGCUGGAGGUGAGGUUGGGUUGCAAAACUCCCCCACCGAAAAAAUCCUGGCUACGCCUAUGAUCAUAUGUAAGCUAACCUAAUAGAAUUUAUGAAACAAGUCUGUUAAAAAAAGCAAUGUACAACCUACGCUGAAUUAAAUUUCGUUUUAAAAUAA